AUGGCCCCCUCCCUCUCUCCUCUCUGAGACUCCUGGUGCCACCGCUGCGUCUGAUGUCAGCGGUCAUGUGGCAGGUGGUGGAGCGGCGGAGUUUGGAGCAUUAUGGGAAGCUGGAGGACUUUGUGUGUUUGGUCACAGAGGCAGUUCCAGAACUACUGACUGACAGGCAGAGAGCAGUACUGCUUCUGGGCCUCAGAGCAAAGGUGUGUGUGUGCAUGCGUUUCUUCAACAAAAAAAACGUUUGUACUUUUUGCCCCUUUUUCUCCCCAAUUUGUAGUUACAGUCUUGUCCCAUCUCUGCAACUCCCGUAUGGACUCGGGAGAGGCGAAAGUCGAGAGCCAUGCGUCCUCCGAAACAUGACCCCGCCAAGCCGCACUGCUCGCUUAACCCGGAAGCCAGCCGCACCAAUGUGUCGGAGGAAACACGUAUAGCUGGCGACUGAAGUCAGCGUGCAUGCGCCCGGCCUCCACAAGGAGUUGCUAGAGCGCGAUGGGACAAGGACAUCCCAGCCAGCCAACAUUCUCCCCUAACCCAGAAGACGCUGGGCCAAUUGUGCGCCACCUCAUGGUUCUCCCGGUCGCGGCCGGCUGCGACACAGCCCGGGAUCGAACCCGGAUGUGUAGUGACGCCUCUAGCACUGCGAUGUAGUGCCUUAAACCGCUGCGCCACUCUGGAGGCCACAUGCAUUUCUUCUAGCAGUAACCUACACAGUAUUUUCCAUGUGCUGCAAAUCAGAAGUUCACCUCUGUGCCUUGCAAAUCUGUGCCUUGAGUAAUUUUAAACGGACCUCCCGAUCGGUCCGUGUUGCAGAUGUCCCAGGAGUGGAUAGGUGAGAACGUCGCCCCAGACCUCAUCCAGACUCACCUGGACAGGAUCCAGUCCAUCUGUCUGACACAGGUGAGAGAGGGGGCUCAUGGGAACUGGAGUUUUACACCUGCCUUUUACUGAACGUAUAGAGUGAAAGGGUGGAGUAAAGGGAGGAAACCGAGUGGCAGAAUGGGGACACCGAGUGCUGAGAGGGAUGCUUUGGCCCUGACACACGCUAAGGUAUGUGUCUGUUGUUUUUACAGUCCAGUGACAAGGCCUUCGAGGAUGCCAAAGCCAGGCUCAUGGCGUACACUCGGAGGAGUCCAGGAGAUCGAUGGGCUGUAAGAAAAUGACUCUUUCGUCACUUGAGUAACAUGCAAUCUACUAAUCUCUGGGUUCAGUGAAGAAUUGUUCUCUCUCUCUCUCUCUCUCUCUCUCUCUCUCUCUCUCUCUCUCUCUCUCUCUCUCUCUCUCUCUCUCUCUCUCUCUCUCUCUCUCUCUCUCUCAGUUUGGUCAAUACUUUAAUGCAGAGCUGGAGUCUCUGGUGUGUGUGUUCCUCUCCAGGCUGGAGGAGCUGCUGCCAGUACCAGACUUUAAACAGGUACACAGUUACCGGCGACCACAUGUCAACCCCAACUUCACCACUAAGAGACUACACAGGCUACAUAUUGACCACAUUUAUCAACCACACUUUGACCACCACACAUCGACUGCAUUCAUCAACCACACAUCUCCCCCCCCCCCCCUGUGUUCCCCAGGCUGCCUCCUGGCUCGACUCUGUCCCCGGUGGUGUGGAUGAAUGUCUGCAGUCUGUCCCCCACAGUGACGGGCUGAGGUCUGUACUGCAGAGCCAGAUGUGCUGCCGGGAACACCUGGUAAAUAGAGGUACGUCACCAGGUACGUCUGUAGUCUCAGUUGUUUUAGCAGUUUAGUAAAAAAUGUAUUUAAAUAGUUUACAACUGUGUUUCUCGCUUGUCUUGUGCAGACUCCAGCCCAUCCCAGACCAACCUCCUCAGCUCUCUACCUGUUUGCCUUCCAAAUAUGAUGGUGUACCAUCCAUCUGCCGACUCUGACAGCGAGUCAGAACCCUUCCCCAAGGAAAGGAUGGAUGAAGAGAGAGGAGAAGAACAGGAGACGGUCUGCGUCAAACGAGAGGACGAUGAGAAAUCGAGAGUAGCCGAGCUGAUUGGUCAAGACCAGGGAUCAGCCAAUAGAUUGGCAGGAGAAACGGAAACAUCCGACCUAGGGAUUCUGGGUUUCAUUGUUCAGAGCCAAUCUAUAAUGAUUAUCCCCCAGCCGGACCAGCCCUCUCUUGCUGUCGUCUCCCAGUCUGCACCCACUCUCACCCUGCCUGUGGCCUGCAGGGGGCAGACUGCAGUCAACUCUCCCUCAGGACAGAGCAGGCCCUCACCAGAGAGAAAAACUGUUCCUGUGAGCAGCCAAAAGCCCCAGGCUUCACCGGGGAGGUAAGUGUGGUCAGCGUGUGUGUGUGUGUGUGUUAGGAAUGCUGUAGCGUGACAGUAAGUAUGGACAGAUUGUAUCAGCAUGGGUGUUUUGAAUGGUAAGUGUGUGUGUGUGUGUGUUAGUGUGACAAUUGGUGUGGACAGAGUAUGUGUGGGUGUUUAGAAAGUGUGUUUGUACAGUGUGUGGCCCACACCACACUGAGGAGGAAAGUGUGUGUGUGUGUGUUAGGAAUGCAGUAGCGUGACAGCAAGUAUGGACAGAUUGUAUCUUCUUGUUUGUUUUGACUGUACAGUAUUUGAACAGUGACAAAAGGCGAACUGUGUGUGAGUGAGUAUUGAGUAAAUGAUGAAUGAUUAACAUGACAUGUUCUUUUCCCCCCUCAGCAUCAUCCCUGAGUCGUCUGAUAAGCCUGUAGAAUGUAUUAUGGUGGAGAGUGACACAGGUGAGUGUCUUAUACCCUCCUAACCACCUGCAGCUCACAGGAGACUGCUGAGGGGAGGACGGCUCAUAAUAAUGACCGGAACGGAGCAAAUGGAAUGGCAUCAAACACCUGGAAACCAUGUGUUUGUUGUGUUUGAUACCAUUCCACCAAUUCCACUCCAGUCAUUACCACGAGCCCAUCCUCCCCAAUUAAGGUGCCACCAACCUCCUGUGCUGCAGCUCCCUAUCAGGUGUUUUGUCCUCCAUCACAAAUUCAAUUUCCCAACAUCCUCUCUGCUUAUCCUCUUGUGUGCCUUUUAAAAAUUGAUGUAGUUCUGUCCUUGAGCUGUUCUUGUCUAUUAAUGUUCUGUAUUAUGUCAUGUUUUAUGUUUUGUGUGGACCCCAGGAAGAGUAGCUGCUGCUUUUGCACCAACUAAUGGGGAUCCUAAUAAAACACAACAUACAGUGGGGAAAAAAAGUAUUUAGUCAGCCACCAAUUGUGCAAGUUCUCCCACUUAAAAAGAUGAGAGCGGCCUGUAAUUUUCAUCAUAGGUACACGUCAACUAUGACAGACAAAUUGAGGAAAAAAAAUCCAGAAAAUCACAUUGUAGGAUUUUUUAUGAAUUUAUUUGCAAAUUAUGGUGGAAAAUAAGUAUUUGGUCACCUACAAACAAGCAAGAUUUCUGGCUCUCACAGACCUGUAACAACUUCUUUAAGAGGCUCCUCUGUCCUCCACUCGUUACCUGUAUUAAUGGCACCUGUUUGAACUUGUUAUCAGUAUAAACGACACCUGUCCACAAUCUCAAACAGUCACACUCCAAACUCCACUAUGGCCAAGACCAAAGAGCUGUCAAAGGACACCAGAAACAAAAUUGUAGACCUGCACCAGGCUGGGAAGACUGAAUCUGCAAUAGGUAAGCAGCUUGGUUUGAAGAAAUCAACUGUGGGAGCAAUUAUUAGGAAAUGGAAGACAUACAAGACCACUGAUAAUCUCCCUCGAUCUGGGGCUCCACGCAAGAUCUCACCCCGUGGGGUCAAAAUGAUCACAAGAACGGUGAGCAAAAAUCCCAGAACCACACGGGGGGACCUAGUGAAUGACCUGCAGAGAGCUGGGACCAAAGUAAUAAAGCCUACCAUCAGUAACACACUACGCCGCCAGGGACUCAAAUCCUGCAGUGCAAGACGUGUCCCCCUGCUUAAGCCAGUACAUGUCCAGGCCCGUCUGAAGUUUGCUAGAGUGCAUUUGGAUGAUCCAGAAGAGGAUUGGGAGAAUGUCAUAUGGUCAGAUGAAACCAAAAUAGAACUUUUUGGUAAAAACUCAACUCGUCGUGUUUGGAGGACAAAGAAUGCUGAGUUGCAUCCAAAGAACACCAUACCUACUGUGAAGCAUGGGGGUGGAAACAUCAUGCUUUGGGGCUGUUUUUCUGCAAAGGGACCAGGACGACUGAUCCGUGUAAAGGAAAGAAUGAAUGGGGCCAUGUAUCGUGAGAUUUUGAGUGAAAACCUCCUUCCAUCAGCAAGGGCAUUGAAGAUGAAACGUGGCUGGGUCUUUCAGCAUGACAAUGAUCCCAAACACACCGCCCGGGCAACGAAGGAGUGGCUUCGUAAGAAGCAUUUCAAGGUCCUGGAGUGGCCUAGCCAGUCUCCAGAUCUCAACCCCAUAGAAAAUCUUUGGAGGGAGUUGAAAGUCCGUGUUGCCCAGCGACAGCCCCAAAACAUCACUGCUCUAGAGGAGAUCUGCAUGGAGGAAUGGGCCAAAAUACCAGCAACAGUGUGUGAAAACCUUGUGAAGACUUACAGAAAACGUUUGACCUGUGUCAUUGCCAACAAAGGGUAUAUAACAAAGUAUUGAGAAACUUUUGUUGUUGACCAAAUACUUAUUUUCCACCAUAAUUUGCAAAUAAAUUCAUUAAAAAUCCUACAAUGUGAUUUACUGGAUUUCUUUUCUCAUUUUGUCUGUCAUAGUUGACGUGUACCUAUGAUGAAAAUUACAGGCCUCUCUCAUCUUUUUAAGUGGGAGAACUUGCACAAUUGGUGGCUGACUAAAUACUUUUUCCCCCCACUGUACCUCUCACCUUCUCUUCCUGUUUCCUCACAGACAGCCCCACAGGUGAGUCCUCGUCUUCCGAGACGCACCCCUCUAGCGUAUCCCACAAUCCCCGGCGUGUUGCCCACAAGUGCCCGACGUGCGGGAAGUGUUUCAUCUACCGCUCCCAGGUGCUGCGUCACCUGACCACACACUCACGAGGCGGCCGCUACAAAUGCUCCAAGUGUGGCAUUGGCUUCCCAACGCCCUGGAGCCUGAACGACCACAAGCGCUCUGUGUGUGUCAACGCCACUUUCGACUGCCCCCAGUGCGGGAAGGGGUUUGCGUCGCUCCGUGAGCAGUACCGUCACCGCCUCACCCACAAGACCAACACCUGUUUUCAAUGUGGGGUGGGCUUUAGGACCCAGCUGGAACUGACCCGACACCACAAGACCCACUGGGCCCAGCCGCUGCACCAGUGCUGCCUGUGCGGCAAACGCUUCCGCCUCCUCUCCAGCCUGACCAAUCACAAGCAGACUCACUCGUCCGGUGGUGGCUUCGCCUGCACCCAGUGUGAGCGUGUGUUCGGCUCGGCGAAGGAGCGCGACGCCCACCGGCAGAUGCACCGCGUACCCAAGCUUAUCUGCCCUGUCUGCGGCGAGACGUUCACCUCGCAGGCCAAACUAAUCAAACACCAGCAGACCCAUCCGGCCCCCGAGGGGAGCGAGGGGCCGAGGUACAAAUGCCGUUACUGUGAGGAUACGUUUACAGGCCUGACUCUCAUGAGGAUCCACCAGAGAAGCCAUCUUGUGGACAGACCUCAUCAAUGUGACCAGUGUGAGAAGAGCUUCACUACUCUGGGGUCCCUCCAGUCCCACCUCAGAACCCACUCGGAGGAGAAGCCCUUCCUCUGCGCCCGCUGCGGCAAACGCUUCCGGACCAAAGACGGCAUGGAGGGACACCUCCGGAUCCACACUGGCGAGAAGCCCUUCCACUGCUCCUACUGCGGGAAACGCUUUACGGCGCUUGCCGGGUUGAAUGUGCACGUACGGCGGCACACGGGCGAGAGGCCGUACGUGUGUGAGGUGUGCGGCAAGGCAUGGCCCUCAGGUGGGGACCUGCAGAAACACAUGCGCUGUCACACAGGGGAGAGACCUUACAGCUGUGUUGACUGUGGGAAGACAUUCUCCAUAUCCUGUCACCUGACAGAACACAUGAAGACACACUCAGGUCAGGACCAGGAGCAUGUAGUUAAAGGGAUAGUUGGGGAUUUUGGUAAUGAGGCCCUUUAUCUACUUCCCCAGAGUCAGAUGAAGUCGUGGAUACCGUUUUUAUGUCUCUGCGUGCAGUUUGAAGGAAGUUGCUAACUAGCGCUAUCGCAAUUGCUAACUAGUUUUAACGCAGUGAGUGGAAGUCUAUGGGUAUGCUCUAGCAUGCUAGUAGAUACCCAUAGACUUCCAGUCAUUUCACUAAUGCUAGUUAGCAUUGGCUCACAAAACUAUCUCUAACUUCCUUCAUACUGAACACAGAGACAUAACAAUGGUAUCCACGAGUUCAUCUGACUCUGGGGAAGUACAGUGCAUUAGGAAAGUAUUCAGACCCCUUCCCCUUUUCCACAUUUUGUUACGUUACAGCCUUAUUCUAAAAGGGAUUACAUUAUUUUUUCUUCUUCAUCAAUCUACACACAUUACCCCAUUUAUGAUAAAGCGAAAACUGAUUUUUAUUUAUUUUGGGAAAUGUCUUAAAAAUAAAUAACAGAAAUACCUUGAGACUCGAAAUUGAGCUCAGGUGCAUCCUGUUUCCAUUGAUCAUCCUUGAGAUGUUUCUACAACUUGAUUGGAGUCCACCUGUGGUAAAUUCAAUUGAUUGGACAUGAUUUGGAAAGGCACACACCUGUCUAUAUAAGGUCCCACAGUUGACAGUGCAUGUCAGAGCAAAAACCAAGCCAUGAGGUUGAAGGAAUUGUCCGUAGAGCUCUGAGACAGGAUUGUGUAGAGGCACAGAUCUGGGAAAGGGUACCAAAACAUUUCUGCAGCAUUGAAGGUCCCCAAGAACACAGUGGCCUCCAUCAUUCUUAAAUGGAAGAAGUUUGGAACCACCAAGACUCUUCCUAGAGCUGGCUGCCCAGCCAAACUGAGCAAUCGGGGGAGAAGGGCCUUAGUCAGGGAGGUGACCAAGAACCCGAUGGUCAUUCUGACAGAGCUCCAGAGUUCCUCUGUGGAGAUGGGAGAACCUUCCAGAAGGACAACCAUCUCUGCAGCACUCCACCAAUCAGGCCUUUAUGGUAGAGUGGCCAGAUGGAAGCCACUCCUCAGUAAAAGGCACAUGACAUCCCACUUGGAGUUUGCCAAAAGGCACCUAAAGGACUCUCAGACCAUGAGAAACAAGAUUCUCUGGUCUGAUGAAACCAAGAUUGAACUCUUUGGUCAGAAUGUCAAGCGUCACAUCUGGAGGAAACCAGGCACCAUCCCUACGGUGAAGCAUGGUGUUCGCAGCAUCGUGCUGUGGGGAUGUUUUUCAGCAACAGGGACUGGGAGACUAGUCGGGAUCGAGGGAAAGAUGAAUAAAGCAAAGUACAGAGAGAUCCUUGAUGAAAGCCUGCUCCAGAGUGCUCAGGACCUCAUACUGGGGCGAACUUUCACCUUCCAACAGGACAGCGACCCUAAGCACACAGCCAAGACAACGCAGGAGUGGCUUCGGGACAAGUCUCUGAAUGUCCUUAAGUGGCCCAGCCAGAGCCCAGACUUGAACCCAAUCGAACAUCUCUGGAGAGACCUGAAAAUAGCUCUGCAGCAAUGCUCCCCAUCCAACCUGACAGACUCGAUGCUGUAAUCGCUGCCAAAGGUGCUUCAACAAAGUACUGAGUAAAGGGUCUGAAUACUUAUGCAAAUGUGAUAUUUCAGUAGUUUUUGUUUUAUAAAUGUGUAAAAAUGUCUACAAACCUGUUUUUGCUUUGUCAUUAUGACAGCCAAAUGAACACACCCUGGCUCAAAAUACACAGUCCCGGAGCCAGAGCGUGACAGUACCCCCCCCUAAAGGCGCGGACUCCGACCGCGCCUACACCCCAAAUAGGGAAGGGCUGGGUGGGUAUUGCUCCUCGGAGGCGGCUCCGGCUCCGGGCUUGACCACCACCCUACUACAAUCCCCCCGUAGUGCCCCCAGUCCGAUCUGACCCAGCUAGCUGGAUCAGGACUGCCGACGCGCACCCCUGGCUUGGCGCGUGAGGCAGGAAUGGACCGGACCUGGCAGACGAUACGCACCCUUUGCAUGGUGCGUGGAGCCGGAACAGGCCUCACCAGGCUGAAGACUCGCAUCCCUGGCUUGGUGCGAGUAGCAGGAAUGGGCUGAAUCCGGCUGACGACUCGCACCCUUGGCUUGGUGCGAGUAGCAGGAAUGGGCUGAAUCCGGCUGACGACUCGCACCCUUGGCUUGGUGCGAGUAGCAGGAAUGGGCUGAAUCCGGCUGACGACUCGCACCCUUGGCUUGGUGCGAGUAGCAGGAAUGGGCUGAAUCCGGCUGACGACUCGCACCCUUGGCUUGGUGCGAGUAGCAGGAAUGGGCUGAAUCCGGCUGACGACUCGCACCCUUGACUUGGUACGAGUGGCAGGAAUGGGCCGGACUGGGCUGGCGACGUGCACCACAGACCUGGUGCGGAGAGCAGGAACGGGCAGAGCCGGGCUGACGAGACGCACCACAGGCUUGAUGCGGAGAGCAGGCACGGGCCGUGCCGGACUGACGACGCACACCACUGGCUUGGUGCGGGAAGCUUGGAUGGGCCGGACUGUACUGGGGACACACACCACUGGUCCUACACCGGGAUCUGGAACGGGCCGGACCGGACUGGCAACACACGCCAGUACCUCUCGCCGUGCCUCUACUUCCUCCAUCCCCUCUUCGACCAGUGGCCCCCGUAACCCGGCGGCCUUCUCCGGCAACCCACUGGGCCGCUCUAUCGCGGCCUCCCGCUGGUCCGACGUCGUGAGCCCCCCCCUAAAAAUUUUCGGGGCGUCUCUCCUACCCGUGGACCAGGUCUCCAUGUCCCUCGCCAGCCUCUCGCCCUUCUGCCAUAAUGUCAAGCCCUUCUCUUCCUCACUCGGCUUGACCCAGUCCAGGAGGCGAAGGAGAUCUGUGAGGGAUCUCCCUGGCGAUGGCUCCUGGACACGCUGCUUGGUCCCAUCUUGGUGGGUUUUUCUGUCACGAUCGUCUUCAAAAGGAGCAGACCAAUACGCAGCGCGUUGAGCGAACAUGACUUUAUUAAAUUAACGUACUCACUACAAAAACAACAAACAAUGACGAAACGUGAAGUCCUCCGUUACAAUGACUGACAAGGAACAAAAACCCACAACACUAAGGUGAACACUGACAGUUUAAAUAUGGCUCCCAAUCAGAGAUAACGAGCCGACAGCUGACACUCGUUACCACUGAUUGGGAGUCACACGACCAAACAAUGAAACACAACCAAAUACAACACAACCAAAUGAACACACCCUGGCUCAAAAUACACAGUCCCGGAGCCAGAGCGUGACAAUUAUGGGGUACUGUGUGUAGAUUAAUGAGGAAAAAACACAAUUUAAUCAAUUUUAGAAUACGGCUGUAAAGUAACAAAAUGUGGAAAAAGUCAAGGGGUCUGAAUACUUUCCCAAUGCACUGUAGAUACAGGCCCAACAUCCCGAAGUAUCCCUUUAAGGGGGCCGUUGAUAUACAACUAUUUGGUGUCUAUGGAUGAUGAUACACUGUCGUUGUCAUUUGUCCAAGAAUAUGUGAUGCAGGACAUAUGCAGUACGUUUAUACAUUUGUGAUCGAUAAUAAUAAAACAAAUGAUUUAAUCGUAGUUCUUCUGUGUAAUCUGAAAUAACUAAUCUGAAGUAACCUUGAUUUAUAGUCCUAAUCUAAAUACUGUCCCGUCCCUCAGGUGAGAAGCCGUUCUCUUGUCCAGAGUGUGGGAAGAGCCUGAAGAGGAAGUUUGAUCUGAAGAAGCACCUGUUGACCCACUCUGGGGUGCGUCCGUACCCCUGCCCUCACUGUGACAAGAGCUACACCCGCCGCACACACCUCAACAGGCACCUACAGAAACACUCGGCUGAGCUGUUAACAGCAGCAUUGUAGCCAGCAUCAACAAUUGCCCAUGGAUGGACAUCUCAAUAGAAUUCUGCCCUUGAAAUAACAAUGGGCUCCCAUCACCAAGAUUCUGAAUUGGAAUUCAAUGACUUCCAGAGACUAGAGCAGCAGAACGUUCUGCCUACAGAUGGGAGGGGGAAGCAGUCUCCCUGCUGGUUGAGG
Molecule: messenger RNA, 9997 nt
Organism: Coregonus sp. 'balchen'
Lineage: Eukaryota; Metazoa; Chordata; Actinopteri; Salmoniformes; Salmonidae
Source: the annotation of a GenBank genome assembly